This is a messenger RNA of Carica papaya (papaya), 709 nucleotides long. NCBI's taxonomy places the organism in Eukaryota, Viridiplantae, Streptophyta, Magnoliopsida, Brassicales, Caricaceae. The record is from RefSeq and is a predicted model, not a curated record.
AACCACAUGAAAUUGCAAUCUCCAUCCAUCAGUCUUCAAAAUUUUCUCCCUCCCAUUUGAAGGGAUCUUUUGCUUGGGACGUCUUCCAGUUAAAUUCCCCAAGACGAAACGUCUCCGAUUUUCUUCCUGUUUCCUUCCAAUUUUCUCGCGCUUUCUCGGCCGAGAAAGUUGAAGAAGAAAUCAGUUUACAGCGCUUUUUCUUUUGUUUGGCGAUGGGGAAAUACGCGGAGAUUUUGGAUGCCGGAGUGAGAAUCGCGGCGAGGUUUCACUCUCAUUGUCCGCAAACUGGUCGGAUGUAUUAUCACCCUCCGGCGGCGACUCACGACGACAAUCACCAUCACCAUCAUAACCACGACGGAGGAGCUGCCGGCUGCACUAACGCCGGCGCCGUCGCUGGCUGGAGCGGGUCUUGCGGUUCGAAGGUAGCCACGGGGAUGGAUGUGAAAGAGUUCAUUCUUUAUUCUGUCUAAAAAUUUUGAAACGAAAAAUUUAUUUAUUUUUUUCCCUUUUUUUUUUUAAUUGUUCAUCGAGUACUUGAGAUUCUUCAAUGGAGGACAUUAAUCAUAUACUCAUUUAUUUACAUAUAUAUAUAUAUAUUAUUAUACAUGAGGAGGAAAAUAUGUAUGUUGUAUUGUGAAUGUGGCAAUACAAUUGAGAUGAUGUUAGAAAUAAAAAUGAUUGAAGAAAAUGAUCAUCUUCAAACCCGAAA